AGGAGCCACAACCUGUCCUGGCUGAUUUAGGGGAUUGUGUGCAUUAUAUAAGACUGAAGCCUGUCCACUCUUACCUGCAGACCUGCUCCGUAUCUACUAAACAACAAGCUUCCUCUUUCGUGACUUGUUCAGACAAACACUGCAGCAAUGCCUCUUCCUGGUGCAUGCCUGAACAUUAUGGAAGCUCGUCACAAGCAGAAGGGAUAUGGGAGCAUCUCCAACCCUGAGAGGUUCUUUAACCAAGACUUCAAGAACCUGAAGCAGUACUGUCUAAUCAAAGGAGUAAGGUACCUCGAUGACAUGUUCCCUCCUGAUGCAAAGUCUAUUGGCCAGGGGAUACUUAAGCCCUCUGAACUGGCCCACGUGAUGUGGCUAAGACCUGCCCAAAUUGCUCCUGAUGCUGAAUUUGUGGUUGAUGGCUACUCCAGAUUUGACUUUGGUCAAGGUGUACUUGGAAACUGCUGGUUUCUUGCAUCAAUCGGCGCGCUGACUUUCCAGAAUCACAUCUUUCAACAAGUUGUUCCCCUCGACCAAAAAAUCAAAGAGAAUUACUGUGGCAUUUUUCACUUCAGGUUCUGGAGAUUCGGGCGGUGGGUGGACGUCGUCAUUGAUGACAAGUUGCCGACGAUCAAUGGCAGACUAAUCUUUGUUCACUCCAAAGAUCCAAAUGAGUUCUGGCCUGCUCUGCUGGAGAAAGCUUAUGCCAAGGUUUGUGGUUCCUACACCGACAUGACUUCUGGAACUCCUUCAGAGGCUAUGAUGGACUUCACCGGUGGCGUCCACGUGUGCGUCCAGCUGUCGGAUACCAGUUCAGAUGUGUGGGGGCUGAUAUGCAGAGCUGGCAAAUCCAACACAUUGAUGGGCUGUGGUACACCUCAAGGGGAAACAUCUGCUAACACAGUUUUGCCAAAUGGACUGGUCCAAGGGCACGCCUACACUGUGACAGGGGUUAAAGAGCUUAUUAGCCAAGGAAAAGUUGUGAAGCUGAUCCGUUUGUGGAACCCCUGGGGUAAAGGAGAGUGGGUAGGAGACUGGAGUGAUCGGUCCCCCAUGUGGGACACUGUGAGUUCUCAAGACCGCCAAAUGUGCCUUUCAGUGGCCGAUGAUGGAGAGUUUUGGAUGGCAAUUGAAGAUUUCUGUAAGUUCUACACAGAUCUUGACAUCUGUGGCCUGAAACCAGACUUCAUAGAUGGAAAAUCCUCUGCUCAGUGGAAGACCUCUGUGUACGAGGGUCGGUGGGUUGCUGGAACCACUGCUGGAGGCUGCAUAAAUAACAGAGACACUUUCUGGACAAAUCCACAGUAUCGAAUUAAGGUCGUAGGUGAAAACUCAGAGACCAAUGAGAAAAACAUCCUAGUGUCUCUCAUGCAAAAGCCUGACAAGAGGAACAGACGCCUGGUGCAGAACCUCCACAUUGGCUUUGCUGUAUAUUUGGUGACCGAAGAUUACAAAACGCAAAGUGGGAAGUUUCCAGCAAUGUUCUUCAACACCCAUCUGCCUGUUGCUCGGAGUGAUAAAUACAUGAAUGCCCGUGAGGUGAUAGAGUUCCUUAUGCUGAAGCCUGGUGAAUACCUGAUUGUGCCAUCCACCUUCAAACCCAAUGAGACAGCCUCCUUCAUCCUCACCAUCCACUCAAGAGAAGAGACAUGUUGCUAUGAGAAUUCAAAUGCAAAUGAGCAGAAAUAUGAGCCAGUUGAAAAGGUCACAAAAGUAAAAAACCAUCAGGACGAUGAAAACAAGAAAACAUUCUUCCGUCAAUACUCUGACAAGUAUGAAGAAGUGGAUGCUGAGCAGCUCCAGAGGGUUCUAAAUGAAAACAUCCUGAAAGGAGACAUGAAAUCUGGAGGGUUCAGCCUUGAUGCCUGUCGCAGCAUGGUGGCUCUAAUGGAUACGUCAAUCACAGGCAAACUAAACAGUGAGGAAUUCGUCCGUCUGUGGAACAAGGUCACUAAAUACAAGGAGACUUUCUUCCUCACCGACGUUUCAAAAACAGGAACGCUGUCACUGAGUGAGCUGAGGAAUGCAUUUGUAGCUUCAGGAAUGAAGGUUGCAGAUGACAUGCUCAGUCUGAUGGCUCUGCGCUAUGGCGCCUCCUCUGGACACAUGACACUGGAGUGCUUCAUCAGUCUCAUGAUUCGCUUGGACUGCAUGAAGAAAAUCUUCAAACAGUUGUCUGAUGGAAAAUCCAUUAAUCUCAAGGAGUCAGAGUGGAUGUACGUUUCCAUGUACACUUAAGCCACCUGAAAGACAGAUGCACGUUUCAUCUGGAAAGCACAAGAAGAUAUUUCAAAAGCUUGUUUUCUGUGAAUUAGCUAUAACACUUUAUUACUUUGAAACAACUAAACACAAUAAUGUGAAACUAUAACAAACACUAUCAUAUAAAGCUGUAAACCUUAUGCCUCUUUGCAUAUUAUGUCAUGCAUAUUAUAUCAAUGACUGAAUAACUGCAUUUUUUUGUGAAUAGUACUGCAAACUUGUCAAUCUGUGUUUUAUAAUAGAAACAAAAUACAGAUGUUAGUGAAUAGACUGUGCACGUUAGCAUAUGCUACUUCCGGUGCGGAAACUCCUGUGGGGAGCUUUGUUUCCGGUGUCCUAUUCGCGCCUUGUUUACGGUCCAAAACAAGUUAAGCAAAUGAAUGAAUCGAGCGGCAAUUUACAUUUUUAUAGAUGUCUUGGGCAUUUACCCAAUAUAUCUGUAAAUGAUGUUCAUCGACUUGUCGAUAUUUUUUUCCCCGCACCUCAGAGCAAAAGAGAAAAGGGAUUCAAAUUUUAUAUUUCUCAGUAUCUGUAAACAGCGGUCCCUCGUUUAUCGCGGGUGGCAUGUUCUAAAAAUAACCAGCGAUAGGUGAAAUUAAGUAGCCAGUUUUAUUUUUUGACAGUGCAAAACGUUUCGUCGAUAUCGUCGACAUACAGUACUGCACUUCAGAGUCACACUGCUAGCGAUCGAUGCAGCGAUUCUGUACUGUACAGGAGAGACGUCACGGAGGAGAUCGUCUGCAGCGAUCAGGACACAGGACACAAUGUGGUGUUAAAAAAAAAAAGCAUGCAAACUUGCACUAAAAAAUCUGCGAAACAGCGAGGUGAAAGGUGAACCGCGUUAUAGCGAGGGACCACUGUAGGUAAGUCACAACAUACCCUUCAUAAAUACUAAUGUAUAGAAACCCUUACCAGCAAUCAUUCAUUUUUUGUGCGGCUUUUUUUCACGGUUUGUUAACAUGCUGUGGAGGUGUGUACUUGACUAGCUGAUAUGGACAUAACGGGGGAAACAUCUGGUUUGACUGUUGUUCACCUGUAGUUUGAAUGCUGAACAUUUGCCUGUUUAAAGAAUAAGACCAGUCACUAUACAGAGAUGUGCUUCUGAAUGUGGACGAUGUGUCUUCUGAUUUUGUAAUGCAGUUCUGCUUGUGUUGAGUGAUGUAAACAACUGAUCGAUCUAAACUCUUUAAACGUCAAAAUUGAUCAUUAGAUUUUUUAUGACACAACAGUGGUGAGUGUUCCCACCUUCUGCUCUUUGUAACUUAAUGCGAUCUUUCCGUUUUCGAGUUUUGGACAUGAUUUUGGAGUAUAUCUUCGCAGUAGCGAUUGACCGCAAAGUAAAGCUACCGGAAAUGUACAACCCCACAUCCGAUCUCAAACCAGGAAGUUAGCAUUUUCUCGUGCAACGGGGACUAUUGUAUCAGUCAAAAAUGAAUGAAGUGGAUGGGAAAUUAAACUGAUAAGGACAAAAACUAGGAAAAUGGAAAUUCAAAGGAAGAAAAUGUCAAAGUUAACUAGUACUUAACUAGUACAUUUGUUUUUGUAUGUAGUUUUCUAUAUCAGCUGCUUUUUAAAAUUCAUUUUAUAUUGGGGAAAGGAAGUAGCAAACUUCAGUGGGUCAGUUUCAAUCCUAAGCUAAUAGUGAGAGGUUGCGUUCUCCUUCUUUGAAUAAAGCAUUUCCUUUGUGAUCUUCA
This is a messenger RNA of Oreochromis niloticus (Nile tilapia), 3950 nucleotides long. Its product is annotated as calpain-1 catalytic subunit. Lineage: Eukaryota; Metazoa; Chordata; Actinopteri; Cichliformes; Cichlidae. The record is from RefSeq and is a predicted model, not a curated record. The transcript is spliced from 22 exons. Gene Ontology annotation, biological process: proteolysis. Gene Ontology annotation, cellular component: cytoplasm. Gene Ontology annotation, molecular function: calcium ion binding; calcium-dependent cysteine-type endopeptidase activity. The coding region runs from base 148 to 2235 and encodes 695 amino acids.